AAGUCCGCUCCUCCCAGGCACAAGCAAAGCAAAAGCAGCCGCUCGCGGAGCUUCCCGGCGACCCUCCCGACAGUGUGCUCUCUGCUAGUGGCUCCAGCUCCUUCGCCCUCUCCUUCACUCCAUGUGCUCAUUAAUCUGAAAUUGGUUGGGGAUUUGAGCUGGGAUGGAUCCUGCUUGUGUUUCAGAAGGGGAUAAUUCAAAGAACCUGCAUAAAAUAGAUGUUACCGUCAACUCUUAUUUCGCCGUUCUUGAUGGUAAAAAGGUGUACAAUCGGGGCAGAACAAUAAAUUUGGUUGUGAAUCCAGAACACUAUACACUUAUUGAUUUAGAGAAAGAUGUGGAUUCAUAUUUCAAGUGGGGUAGCUGCCAAAAGCCAAUUUUCUGGGUUGUUGAAAAGGGUGACAAAUGGCAAUGUAAGUUGACUUCAGAUGCUCAGCUUAGUGACCUGGUAAGUUCAUUCGAUCUGGUGAAGUUAUUUAUGACAAUGGGAAGAUGUAAGGAGGGAGAGGAGACGCUGCAUGUUGUGACCGAUGUGGUGGGCAAGGAGAUGGCUACCGCAGCCAAUGUGGACAAGGUGAAAGAAAUGCUUGCUGUAGUAGCAGAUGUGGUGAGCAAAGAUAUGCUUGCUGCAGCAUAUCCGGUGGGCAAGGAGAUGGAUGUAGACAAUAUUGUCUAUGAAGAGAUGCAUGUAGAUGAGGUGAUUGGCACAACAGACAAUGGAGAGGAGGGUAUGCAUGAAGACAUGGACAAGCAACCAGAAUGGAGAGAAGUGCCUGAAUAUGGUCAAACAACUGCAGGGGCACCAGUGGCUCAAGAAGAGGAAAAAGAACACUUUAUGACAGCUGGGUGUGAUCCUGAUGGAGAUGAGCCGAUAGGAGCAAAUGAAGAAUGGAGAUACUUCAAAUUUGUUGAUGGUAAAAAUGUUCAACCAGUGAAUCCAGUGGAUGUUCAGACAAGAAGGAGGGCAAGGGCUAUUCCAGAAUUUGAUUUAGAAAGUGUCCCUGAUGAUGAGGCUGGUUUGGUAGAUGAUUAUGUUGUGCCCCAUACAACAUAUGACCAUGAGAAUCCAGUAAUCAAAGAGGGAGACACAUUUGAAGACAAGGCUGAAUUUCUUAAAACAAUUAGGACAUAUGCCAUAAAAAAUGAAUUUGAGACAAAGAUUGUACACAGUGAUAGAGAGAGGUACAGAGCAAGGUGCAAAGAUGUUAGUUGCGAGUGGAAAAUAUUUGCAAAGAAGCUACAUGGUGGCAACACAUUUAUGGUUUUACUUCUACCUUAUUUUCAAAUAUUAAGGCCUUGUUUGGGUGUUUUGUACUUGAUAUUUACUUCUCUUUUUUUGUUACAUUUUUUCAGGUGGUCAAACUUUCAGAUUUGGACAUGCACACUUGUUGUAGUUCAGUUACAGUAAAGGGGCGAGAGGCCACUAUAAAUUGGUUGGCACGUAGGUCUAAGGACAUUGUGAAAGAGGAUCAUUCUCUUAGCGCAAGAAAGUUACAAAAAAGAUUGGAGAAACAGUACAACCUUGAAUUGUCAUAUUGGAAAGUGUGGUCUGCGAAGAAGUCAACCAUGAAUGAUCUUCAUGGUACUUGGGAGGGGAGCUUCUCAAUGUUGUGGAGAUUCAAAUCAGCACUGGAAGAGUCUUGCCCGGGAAGCAUCAUUGAGAUUGAUUGCCAGAAGGUUAAUGGGAGAAUGCACUUCUCAAGGAUGUUUGUGUGCAUUAGAGCAUGUGUUGAUGGAUUUUUGGCUGGGUGCAGACCAUAUCUUGGUGUUGAUUCUACUCACCUCACUAGAAAGUACAAAGGGCAGCUUGCUGCAGCCACUGCAAUUGAUGGACACAAUUGGAUGUAUCCAGUUGCGUAUGCCAUUUUCUUCAAAGAAACAAAUGACAAUUGGGCAUGGUUCAUGGCCAAUCUGAAAAAAGCUAUCGGGACUCCACCUGGGUUGACAAUUCAUAGUGAUGCUUGUAAGGGAUUAGCAUAUGGUGUCAAAAAAAUAUUCAAGGCAGAUGCUGAGCAUCGUGAGUGUUUUAGGCACCUUAUGACUAAUUUCAGGAAGAAGUACAAAGGGGAUGUGCUGAAGUUUAUGUGGCCUUGUGCAUGGGCAUGUACAACUCGUAGGCAUGAUUACCUUGUGGAAAAUAUUACAGCUGCUGCUCCUAAAGCAAUCCCUUGGUUAAACAAGCAUCACAAAUUGAUUUGGAGCAGGUCAAAAUUCUCUAAAAAGUGCAAAGUUGAUUAUGUCAAUAACAACAUCUCUGAAUGCUUUAACAAUUGGAUUAAGGAUUACAAAGACCUUCCAGUUAUUGAUCUGAUGGAUAAAAUUAGAGAGAAGAUCAUGGAAAAGAUUGCCACAAGGCAAGAUAUUGCCAAUAGACUUGAAGGCCAUAUCCUUCCAAGUGUGCUACAUGAGCUGAACAUGAAAAGUAGAGGGCUUAAUUAUGAUUUUAGCAAAAGUGGGUUACUAGCAGCCGAGAUUUCUGGAACAACAAAUGAAGGGAAGACAUGGAGGUAUGGUGUUGACCUUAACAAAAGAACUUGUGGCUCUGGACAAUGGGAGGUGUCUGGAAAACCAUGCACUCAUGCUAUCUUUUCACUUGGAAAAUUUAGACAAAAAGAGUUAAAAAUCGAGGAUUUUGUGGAUGAUUACUACUCAGUAGAGAGGUUUAAACUUGCUUAUCAAUUUGAGGUCAUUCCAAUGGGUGACAAAUCUCAAUGGCCAAAGAAUGACCCUGGUUUUGAAAUGGUCCCUCCACCAUUAGAAAGGCCUGCUGGGAGACCAAGGAAGCAGAGAAUUAAGGCUAGUGGAGAGCCAGGAAAAAGAGGUCCAUAUCAAUGUAAAAGGUGCUUCAAGUUUGGACAUAUAGAGAAGGGAUGCAAUGCAACUCAAGCUGAACUAGAGCAGGAGCUUCCACCACCUCGUCCAAAAAAACAAAAAAAGCAAAGCAAAACCAAAUCCGAAGCUUAUGAAAACUCCACAAAAGGUGCUGAGCCAUCAAACAUUGAUGUUGAUCCAAAACUAACUUCAAGCCCAGGUGUUACGACAAGAAGGAUGGCGUCCCUCUCUCCGGCAAGAGCAAGUCCAUGUGUUACCACAAGGAGGAUGGCGUCCCUGUCUCCAACCAGUCCGGGUGUGACAACAAGAAGGAUGGCAUUUAUCUCACCUGGAGGAAUCAACCGCAGGCUUAUCAUUGAUUAGUUGUAUUAGUGCAAUGUUAGCAUGUACUGUAACUUAGUUUAUGGCAUGCUCUAUGGCUAGCUUUUGGGCAUUUGUCUAGUUACCAUGUGAACUAGGGUCUCUGUGAACUAUGAACAACUUGUAGUCUUAUGCCAAGUCGUUAUGCACGAACAAAAUUAGUAUUAUAUCAUAUUUUAAUGUGUUUAUGGCCUCUUUUGAUCU
Zea mays is the source of this 3396-nucleotide messenger RNA. RefSeq lists its product as uncharacterized. The coding region runs from base 164 to 1408 and encodes 414 amino acids. The record is from RefSeq and is a predicted model, not a curated record. NCBI's taxonomy places the organism in Eukaryota, Viridiplantae, Streptophyta, Magnoliopsida, Poales, Poaceae. The transcript is spliced from 4 exons.